CUUUUUGGCCUGCCAGUGAUCGCAAUGUCUGAGUCCGCUGCUGCAAUUGCAGCCGCAACGAUUGCCUUCAAUACGGAGUUAUGGACACUUUAUUCGUUCGGAGUUCUCAUUACGGUCUUCCGGACCUUUGCUCGAGUGAAGAUGGUGGGGUUGAAAGGACUUCGAGCAGACGACUUUAUGGUUUGGGUUGCCAUUUUAAUUUACACGGCGCAAUCGACUUUGGCGUACACAGCUGUCAACCACGGACAAGGCCUUGCUAACAAUGGAAUGACGGACGCUGAACGGGCUGAACUGUCCCCCGACUCUACCGAAUACCAUCUGAGAGUAUUUGGCUCGAAGAUCCAGAUCGUCGGGUGGACCACUUAUGUCUGCUUGAUCUGCACGCUCAAAAUGGCAGUGCUCGUCUUUUACAUUAGACUAAUGGAGGGUCUCAGUAAUUAUUGGCGCAUUCGCAUCUGGAUUGGAUUUGGGCUCGUCGGUGCGACCUUUAUGGCAUCAUUCAUAACAAUCUACGCAGGAUGCCAACCGUUCUCCAAAUACUGGCAGAUCAAUCCAGACCCAGGCAACGCCUGUCAGGGAGCUGUGGCUCGUCCCAUCGUCUGGGUUACAUUCGCUUCUAGUGUGAUCACCGACAUCUACCUGAUUAUGGUUCCGCUUCCUAUGCUUUGGGGAACAAGCUUGCGACUUGUGAAGAAGCUCGCCGCCACUUUCGUGCUCGGUGCAGGUGUAUUUGUCCUUGUCUGCUCACUUCUCAAAACUGUCUUCGUUAUAGUAGAUCCCGUCCACGGUGCACAACUCGCAGGUGAAUGGGGUACUCGAGAAGCAUUCGUCUCAGUAGUCACCACCAACCUCCCGAUGAUAUUCCCUCUCCUCAAGACAUGGUUAAAGCCACUAUUCGGCAGCGCGCUCUCUUCCGAACGCACAAACACUAAACAUCCAUCUGGCUUUCGAACAAUCGGUGAUGGUGGUGGUGGAAGCUCAGGACCUGGUCGAAGUAGGAAACCGACGCACGUCACCGAUAACUUAUCUUUCAGUGAGAGCGAGGAACGGAUUGUCGGCGAUAUCAAGAUGAAUAAUUUGGAGGUUUAUGCUGGGCCGGCUGCGCCUGAUCGUCGACCAUCGAAGGGAAUCAUGGUCUCCAACGAAUUCAAGAUGGUGGAGGAUGAAGCAAGUCAACACGGGGAUCACAAUGCGAAGAUUGUUCAGGAUACGUGGUAA
Mollisia scopiformis is the source of this 1218-nucleotide messenger RNA. RefSeq lists its product as uncharacterized. The coding region runs from base 25 to 1218 and encodes 397 amino acids. The record is from RefSeq and is a predicted model, not a curated record. NCBI's taxonomy places the organism in Eukaryota, Fungi, Ascomycota, Leotiomycetes, Helotiales, Mollisiaceae. The transcript is spliced from 6 exons.